GCCUUUUCCAAGAGGUCCUCUGCUUUAAUCCGACUUGACAUCACUUUGACAAGCCUCUGUUUGCAUUCCUCCCAUACAGCUAAUUGGAAACAAAGCACAAACCAUACAAGGAACUGACUGAUGCAAAUCACUGCCGGCAUACGUUUCUACCAAACACAUUUAUAAAGAUUUCACAAACUGUCCAAGUACAGACUGCCCAACACCAGCAGUAGUUUGUGUCCUUUUACAAGGAAAACCGAAGGCUGAGCACUGAUCAACAUAAAAUGGCAGAGAAUCAUGGCUUGAUGGAGAGAUUGGAGAAAGCAGUGACUCGACUUGAAUCAUUAUUUUCAGAUUCCCAGAGAUCUGGUGGAAUGGAGUGUGAUGCGAUGAACGGUGUCAAUGGAAGCAUAGCUCCAUACGUGGAGGCCUUUGAUAGGCUGCUGAAUGGAAGUGUUGCUGAGUUUCUCAGGUACAGCAAGAUUCUUGAAGGCGAUGUGAAGACACAUGCAGAGAUGGUACGUGCUGCUUUCCAAGCACAGAGAUCUUUCCUGGUGUUAGCAUCUCAAUGUCAAGAGCCUCAAGAGAAUGAAGUGGCAGUGCUUCUCAAGCCAAUAUCAGAGAAGAUUCAGGAAAUACAGAACUUCAGAGAAAGAAACAGAGGAAGUCAAAUGUUCAACCAUCUCUCAGCCGUCAGUGAAAGCAUUCCUGCGCUUGGCUGGAUCGCAGUGUCUCCUAAACCAGGCCCUUAUGUCAAGGAGAUGAAUGAUGCUGCCACCUUUUAUACUAACAGGGUAUUAAAGGACUACAAGCACAGUGAUACACGUCAUGUUGAUUGGGUGAAGUCCUACUUGAACAUCUGGUCUGAUCUUCAAGCAUAUAUCAAAGAACAUCAUACUACAGGUCUCACCUGGAGUAAAACUGGUCCUGUCGCAUCACCCACGUCUAUGAGGUCUGUCCUAACCAGUGGGUCGUGCCCCUCUUCAACACCUCCUCCACCACCGCCUCCCCCAGGACCUCCCCCCAUCUUUGAUACAGAAACCCCCCCAAAGGAUGAAGGAACGGCAUCUCGCUCAGCCCUGUUUGCACAGCUUAACCAAGGAGAGGCAAUUACCAAAGGGCUUCGCCAUGUCUCUGACGACCAGAAGACUCACAAGAACCCCAGCCUACGUGCCCAAGGUCCACCCACUCGUUCUCCCACGAAAAGCCAUACUCCAAGUCCCACCUCCCCCAAGAACUCCCCGCAGCAGAGCCAUGCCCCCGUCUUGGAGCUAGAGGGGAAAAAAUGGAGAGUGGAAUAUCAAGAGGAUAAGAAUGACCUGGUCAUUACCAACACUGAACUCAAGCAAGUAGCCUACAUCUUCAAGUGUAACAAGUCUACACUUCAGAUAAAAGGAAAGAUCAAUUCAAUUACUAUUGAUAACUGUAAAAAGUUUGGCCUCGUGUUUGACAACGUUGUGGGAAUCGUGGAAGUGAUCAAUUCCAGGGAUAUUCAGAUUCAGGUGAUGGGGAAAGUGCCAACCAUUUCCAUCAACAAAACAGAAGGCUGUCACAUCUACCUCAGUGAGGAAUCAUUAGAUUGUGAGAUCGUGAGUGCCAAGUCUUCUGAGAUGAACAUCCUCAUCCCCCAAGAUGGCGAUUAUAAAGAAUUUCCGGUUCCUGAACAGUUCAAGACAGCGUGGGAUGGAUCCAAGUUGGUCACUGAACCUGCCGAGAUCGUGGGUUAACCUGACAGCACCCGGCGCUCACUGACCGCGAUCAGACCACAGCCAGCAGAAACAACGCAGCAACGUGAAGAACUAGAAAUAGCAGUAGCUCCUACUGCUCUCAUAGGCCUUCAAGCAUUAGCUGUGCAUGCUAGAAACAAUAACUCGUCUGGCACGCUUUUGUUAGGCACCUCAGCAUUUCAAGUUUCCAGUUUGCCUUCACUUACGGUUUUACUUCUCAAUGAUGUCAUGUGAAUGUAAUGGCUUGAAACCCCUGCCUUCCAGCCACCUCAUUGGUUUGAAACACUUUAUUCGUUAAGCCAAAACACUGCAUGAUACACUGUUAUCACAUUGCUUCUGGGCAUUCCUUUUUAUGUUUCUGCUAAUCAAAAACAGCACUAAGACUAAGAUGAGAUUCUCACCUCUUAUGCUAGUCCUGCACAAUGCAGUACAAACACAUCCUGAGAGAACUAUCUGACAGUUCCUUGUAGUUCUCUGGCAACCUUUUUAUUUAAGCAAGCAAAAAAGGGUAACUUUCAGCAAUACAUUUUCCUAAUGGAAGAUGAAAUGAUACGAUAUUUUAAUCUAACACUUUUCUAAUACACAUAUUUAGAGGAUCCCUGCGUUUUCAGAGAUACAAGGUUUUAUUCUGGUCCACACAGACUUGCUGUAACCCUCUCGUUUCUUAAGAAUCAGGAAUUUUUUUGAAACCGAAGCCUCACUGAGCU
This is a messenger RNA of Centrocercus urophasianus (Greater sage-grouse), 2413 nucleotides long. RefSeq names its product cyclase associated actin cytoskeleton regulatory protein 2 (gene CAP2). Gene Ontology annotation, molecular function: actin binding; adenylate cyclase binding. The coding region runs from base 264 to 1706 and encodes 480 amino acids. The transcript has 14 exons. The record is from RefSeq and is a predicted model, not a curated record. Gene Ontology annotation, cellular component: cytoplasm. Gene Ontology annotation, biological process: cytoskeleton organization; regulation of adenylate cyclase activity; cell morphogenesis. NCBI's taxonomy places the organism in Eukaryota, Metazoa, Chordata, Aves, Galliformes, Phasianidae.